Messenger RNA from Xiphias gladius (swordfish), 1265 nucleotides. RefSeq names its product zinc finger protein OZF-like. NCBI's taxonomy places the organism in Eukaryota, Metazoa, Chordata, Actinopteri, Istiophoriformes, Xiphiidae. Bases 63 to 1265 code for a protein of 400 amino acids. The transcript has a single exon. The record is from RefSeq and is a predicted model, not a curated record.
AUUGUGGGAAAUCCUUUGCAAGGAGGAGCAAUGUCAUCAGACACCAGCAGCAUCACUGCAACAUGACAAGAGGUACGGUGAGCCAGCAAGGACAGACAGAGCAGGACACGUAUUCAUGCAACAAAUGCAGCCUGACCUUUCGUACUAAACGGCACUGGAAGCUGCAUGCGUGCGUUCACAAAGAGAACACUAAAAACCACGAGGGUAAAGAAACAUCUGAAGAGACUCCACGAGAAAGAUGUCACACCUGCGCGCAGUGCAAUAGGAGCUUCUACUUGCUGCACACGCUUCGGCAGCACCUCCUCACUCACACUGGAGAAAAAUCUUUCAGCUGCAAGGUGUGUGGAAAGCAGUUUGGGAGAGAAGGAACUCUGAAGGAGCACCAACUGAUCCACACCAAGGAGAAACCAUUUAAAUGUGAGCAAUGUGGCAAGACCUGCGCCAGAAGGGGAGACCUCAAAAUACACAUGCUAAGUCACUCUGAAGAGAGACCGUACAGCUGUAGCUACUGUACAAAAAGCUUUAAGCAGUUGGUAAAACUGAAGCAGCACGAGCGCAUCCACACAGGGGAGAAACCAUACCAGUGCAAGCUGUGUUCAAAGCACUUUCGACUCCAGGUGUCUCUGGCGGCACACCAAUACACCCACACAGGAGAGAAACCCUUCAAGUGCACCCUGUGCCCCAAGGCCUUCAGUGUCAGAAACAACUUGAAGAAGCACCAGAUGUUACACACUGGGGAAAAACCAUACAGCUGCUCAUACUGCGGCAAGAGCUGUCGUCUCCUGCAGCAUCUGAUUAUCCACGAACGUGGUCAUACAGGAGAGAAACCAUACACAUGUGACAAGUGUGGGAAAGGUUACUCCCAUCUGUCCGCUCUGAAAACUCACCAGUCCCGUCACAAGGAGAAACCUCCAUGCUGCUCCCUGUGCGGGCAGGAGUUCGGGGAGCUGGCAGAGCUGACCUACCACGAGUGCGUGGAGACAGCAGCGAAACCACACCGCUGCUCCGAGUGCGGCAAGUGCUUUUCUCAGGCUGUAAACUUAAAGAAACACAAGGUGAUCCACUCUGGAGAGAAACCGUAUGACUGUAAAGAUUGCGGGAAGCAAUUCAACCACAAGAGUAAUCUCACUAAACACGUACGCAUCCACACAGGUGAGAAGCCCUUUGAGUGUGAACAUUGUAAGAGGUGCUUCAGGCUCCUGCAGCACCUCACAAAUCACCGAUUAACACACUACAAGGAAGAGACUUUGGAUCAGAGACUUUGA